Molecule: messenger RNA, 1166 nt
Organism: Panicum hallii
Lineage: Eukaryota; Viridiplantae; Streptophyta; Magnoliopsida; Poales; Poaceae
Exons: 2
Coding region: 45-917 (290 amino acids)
Source: RefSeq, a predicted model, not a curated record
ACAAGCAAGGGCCGGAGCGCCACCAAGGCUGUUGUUGUAUAUGGAUGGCCGGCGGAGUCGACGAUGAGCGAGCUAGUGACAAGGACAGACGGGGGCACUCAGCCACCCAAUCCUUCCUUUCCCUCUUCUUCUUGGCACUAAGGGAACUCACUCUUGUUCACCAUCAGCUCGCCAUGGCGUCGCCGCCUGCUCGUUCCUUCUUCCCCUCUUACUGCUUCUUGGAGAGGCUCUUCCUAUUCCUACAGCUCCUCGGCGCUCGACCACCGGUGCACGACGGCUACACCAACGACGCCUUCCCGUCUCCCAGAAAUGGGGACCCAAAUCAAGGGAUUAUACAAGUCUCGGAAACCUGCGCUGCAGCAUUAGAGCAAGAGGGCGAAACGACGGUGCGGCAAGACAGUCCCGGCCCGGAAAGGCGAUCCCAGCAGCGUAGCCAUGGGUGCAUCUCGCAGCUCAACAUGGGGUCCGGGCCGUUGGCUGAGCCUCGUCUCAUCUUGGAUUCAGGAGCCACCAACCACGCCGUCGGCGACAUCUCUCUCCUGUCGUCGGUCAGAAUGGUCACUCCAUCAGGCAUCGCCUCCGCUUACAUACGUAUACGCGAUGGGAGGCAGCUACCCGUCGCAGGGGUCGGCACCAUAUGCCGGGACGGCUUCCAUCUCCCCGAAGUCCUCUACGUCCCUGGUUUCUGCGCCGGAGUCAUCCUGGUCUCCGUGUCGAAGCUAUCAGAACGCGGCUACAUCAUCAUGUUCGGCCGCGGCCAGUGCCAUGUCCAGGACCAGAGCAGCGGCGACGUGGUGGGGAAAGGUCAGCUGCGCGGCGAAGAUGGCCUGUACCACCUCGAGUACCUCAAGAUCCCGCCCGAUGGUAGCACGGUUCCACCAAAUGGCCAUCUACACUGUCAUCCCGCCAUUUCAUGAUCAAGUCCGUGAGUGCUAUAGCUAGCACAAUGAGUCUUGCAAGUAAAAUUGUCGCACCAUGCAUGUAUGUGUGAGAGGUUAUAUAUAUGUUCAGUAUUUUCCACAGUACAUUGUCCUAUUAUUGCCUUUAUCGCUAUGUCUUUCAGCGUCUACAAGUAAGUAGCAAACAUAUAUAAUAGCGUGUACCAGGGCUGUGUAACCACUUUAAAACAUUAUAUCUUAUAGUGAGCUUCGGUGUGCUUGAUGAAA